Molecule: messenger RNA, 937 nt
Organism: Pyrus x bretschneideri (Chinese white pear)
Lineage: Eukaryota; Viridiplantae; Streptophyta; Magnoliopsida; Rosales; Rosaceae
Product: GLABRA2 expression modulator
Exons: 4
Coding region: 106-759 (217 amino acids)
Source: RefSeq, a predicted model, not a curated record
GACCCUUAUCAUAUAAACCAAAAAUAAAAAUAAAAAAAAAAAACAGAUAAAUAUAAACCUGAUCGCGUCCGCCAUUUUCUACUCUCUACUCUUGCAACAACGGACAUGGAUAGUCGUCCCUCUGAAACUCAAGGCACAGCCCAGGCAAACAAUCCUUAUGUCCAUUAUUCGCCUGUUCCGGCCACAUCGAAUUCUUCUACCAAGCAACCGAUGGCAAAUAUGGUUGAGGCAUUGUGCCACUGCGGUAAAAGGGUUGAAGUUGCCACCAAAAGAGCAGAGGCCAAGGCGGACAAUGUCUGGAACCACCUGAGAACGUGCCCGAGUUUCACAGAAGCAAUGAUGGCAAGGCUAAGUACCGGAACAAAGGUGCUUGCUGCCGGAGGAGAAGAAAAAGUGUUUCAGCAGACAUUUGAAAGAGUGACAGGAGAAAAGCUCUUACAUUCAUAUGCUUGCCAUCUAUCAACUUCUCAUGGACCUGUGAUUGGGAUGAUGUACAUCUCCGAUAAACGAAUAGCCUUCUGCAGCGAUUUCUCUUACUAUUUGUGCCCAGGAAAUCCAACUCUCAUGCAUUACAAGGUGGUGGUGCCGCUUGAUCAGCUAAGAACAGUAAAUCCUUCAGCAAACAGAUGGAACCCUUCGGAAAAAUAUAUACAGAUUGUCACAAGGGAUGGUCAUGAAUUCUGGUUCAUGGGGUUCAUAUCCUAUGACAAAGCCCUCAGGAAUCUAAGCCAAGCUCCAGAGCUAUCUCAGAAUAACUGAAGGAACGGUUGUUUGGUAUCCAUCCUGGAUCCAAUUUUUUUGUUUAUGAAACUAAUGAGUAUGAAGUAAUUUAGCUAUAUUAGUUGGAUCCAAAAGGAUACUAACUCGAGUUAUUUCAAACAGAUUGCAGUGUAAAACCGUAACACCCCUGUUAAAGUUUAAGUACACAUUCCCAUAA